UUGAGGCCUGUCUACCAGGACAACCAUGGUACCUUGGCAGGGAGGAUAUACCCGGGUCAGGCCAGCAUGCCCCAGAAACAGGGGUCUGGCGGUGCCUCGCCUGGGGGUGUAGGACUAGCAGGCCGGACCACCUUCCUACGACGCUCCACUAAUGCCAAGAUGUCUAAGCCAUCCGAAGCCAACCUCUCUGGCCAACCCCCACCCAGCUACCAGCAGGCCCAGAGCUCCUCCAACUUUGCUAACUACCAGAACUGUACUAUAGUACACUCCCAUGUACAACACGACAACCCGCACGGCAACUAUGGCUACGUCAAAGCAGCACCCAAGAUCCUCAUCUUCCCCAUCUUUGUUCAGCCUCUGGACCUGUGUAACCCCACACGGACACUGGUGGUCUCUGAGGAGAUGAUCCUCCACGAGAGCAAGCACCUCUCCAUUAAGGUAAAGGGCUUCUGA
This is a messenger RNA of Salvelinus sp. IW2-2015, 453 nucleotides long. RefSeq names its product regulator of G-protein signaling 3-like. Gene Ontology annotation, cellular component: plasma membrane; nucleus. The record is from RefSeq and is a predicted model, not a curated record. The transcript is spliced from 3 exons. Lineage: Eukaryota; Metazoa; Chordata; Actinopteri; Salmoniformes; Salmonidae. The coding region runs from base 67 to 453 and encodes 128 amino acids.